CCUCUUGUUACCUCAUACAGGCAGGCGGUCAAUGGAGGGAAGCGGUCACCGAGACGUGCUUAUAUUCAUAAUAAACAAAGUAGAGCUCGCCUUGGACCAAACUUAAAUGUGGAAACAUCCACAACAGAUUUAAAGUUGCUUUUGUUUGUCGUACCAGGUUCUGAUAGUGGCUACUUGCAUUUAUAUUAAUCCUUGCGGUGGCAUAGGCCCCACUCAGAUGCACAAGGCCUUGUGUGUUUGUGUAUAAUAUAUUGUUAUUACAGGUUGCUUGUGCAUUCCAAAUUUAUGUACAAAUGGCGGACCAGAAUGCUUUGUUAAUGCAGCAGUUUUUGGACAGGAGUUGUUGGGUGUGCUUUGCAACAGAUGAAGAUGACCGCACAGCUGAGUGGGUGAGGCCAUGUAGGUGCAGAGGAUCCACAAAAUGGGUUCACCAGGCCUGUCUGCAACGCUGGGUUGAUGAGAAACAGAGAGGCAACAGUACUGCCAGAGUGGCCUGCCCACAGUGCAAUGCAGAAUACCUCAUAGUGUUCCCAAAACUAGGUCCAGUAGUGUAUCUCCUGGACCUUGCAGACCGUCUGAUCUCCAAAGCUUGCCCCUUUGCUGCAGCAGGAAUUAUGGUGGGGUCAAUCUACUGGACAGCAGUGACCUAUGGGGCCGUUACAGUCAUGCAGGUGGUAGGACACAAAGAAGGACUUGAUGUCAUGGAGAGGGCGGAUCCUCUGUUCCUUCUCAUUGGGCUCCCCACAAUCCCAGUCAUGCUGAUUUUGGGCAAGAUGAUUCGCUGGGAGGAUUACAUACUAAGAUUGUGGCGCAAGUAUUCCAACAAGCUACAGAUUUUGAACAGUAUUUUCCCAGGGAUCGGAUGCCCUGUUCCUCGUAUUCCAGCUGAGGCCAGCCCUCUAGCAGAUCAUGUUUCAGCGACUCGCAUUCUCUGUGGGGCACUGGUGUUCCCAACAAUUGCCACCAUAGUGGGAAAGCUAAUGUUCAGCAGUGUCAAUUCUAACCUACAAAGGACGAUUCUGGGAGGAAUUGCCUUCGUUGCCAUAAAAGGAGUCUUCAAGGUGUACUUCAAGCAGCAGCAGUAUUUGCGCCAAGCUCAUCGUAAAAUUCUAGAUUACGCUGAGCAAGAGGAAGCUUGAGAAGAUGUACAUGUGAAGCAAGGAACUCUUGACUGCUGUACAGCAUCUUAUUAUUCACUACAUUAGAUUGUGCUGAAUUGGUUCCAUCCGUAAUAUUUUUGCUAUAUGGGAUUUACAUACACUGCUUGUUCUUUAUUUUCUCAAACGUAAUAAAAGCACUUUUGUGAUGGUGAUACUGAUGGGGGAGGAAAACGCCAAAUAGUCAUCUUUGAACCCAAAAAUUUGAUUUAUUUUUAUUAUCACUCAUAUUACUGUUGUAGCGUGUUUUGGCAUUAAUCUGAUCUGGUAUUGAUGUUUUGUAACAGUGGGAAAGGUUAGGUGUUGGUGGUUUAAAACAAGUUACCAUAUUUUAAUGAUCUCCCAGCCAGUUAGUAAAAUAUUAAAUGCUAAAGAUGGCUUGUAUUCUUUUGCUAGAGAAUAAUCUUGCUUUCUGUUGGAAGUUGCCAGUCAUUCCUCAGUUCAGCACAAAACCUCUUAUCUGAUUUACUGGAACAUUUGAAAUAAUUAUCUUGGUAACUAAGGUCUACCUUUUGUAAACAUUUCAGUCUAUUAUUAUUUUUUACUUUAACCCUCAUAAGCUCCAUUGGGGGAGCAGACAUCUCAGCAAACCUGCCAACCAGAGCAAACAGGCACUACCAAAAUGCUUUUAAGCGUAGAUAAGGAUAAGUUAGUAUACUGUUCUGUAAAGGUGCCCUAUUGCGGCUUUACACUUAUGGCAAAUGACACAGAAUUUGGUAUAUCUCCUUGCGACCCUGUGUACAUUAUUUUUUUAGUGAACAGAAAUGUUUUGGUUUGCAAGGAGAUAUUUGAAUGUGUAUUUGUAUUAACUACAACAUGGGUACAUUUUAAUUUGAAAUUACAUAAAGGAUACAAAUAGGAAAGUUUUGCAGAAAACUAUUUAUCACGGAGGUCUUGGAAAGGCUCCCCUUAAUUUAUUCUAUUGUUACAAGAAAGAAAAUGUAAAAGAAGUGAACGCAGUGGCCAAAGCCAAUGUAAGCCUUCCUCUGUUGCAAACUGUAGAUGGUUUAUAUAUUGCCCUUUCACAUAAAUGAAACAUUUCUAUUCAGUGACUUGAUGUGAUUGAGUGCCUGACCAUGUUUAAGCACAGUUUUAUUUUGUCAGUAAUAUUACAAAAAUACUGCAACUGUAAUCAUAUGCCAAUUCUUGUUAGCAUGUGUUUAGUGCAUGGCAACCAAGAGGUUUCUUUUAAUGACAAUAAUACUUAAAACCGUAUAUAGUUAUGUUGGUAGGUGUUUAAUAUACGAUGUACUUGCUAAACUGAAAUAGCUUUAAAAUAUGAAAAUAAUAUAUGAAUGACUUGAGAAAUAUAUUAUAUUGUACAUGUUUUGAAAUCCUGACAUCUGUAUACAUUGUGCAUUAUUAUUAUUUUUUUUUUUUUUGGCAUCUGAUCAUGUUAGUGUAGUUUAAGGAAACUGAAGAAAAUAGAGGGCAGAUGCAGAAAUGGUAGUAUUUGUAUCUAAUUCAGAAGGGCACAAAUAUAGUGGGCCAAAGUGGUAUUGAGAUGAUUUGGGUGUAAAUAGAAUUCAUUUUGGUGGCCAGUUUGUGUCUGUAGUGCAGCUGGCUUAUUAUUUUCACCACCAUGAAUCAUGGCAACAAUUUUACGUCAUAAAAUGUUUAAUGCAUUUGAUUGACUUUGUUAUGAUAAAUAACUUUUUUAAAGUGCUAAAAACUCUGUAUUUGCCUUGUAUAAAACAGAAUGCAUUGUACAACAAAUGCCCUCUGACUAUACAGUUUCAUGGUUGAUAAUUCAAUUGUGAUAAAUGUAUUUUUACACUGA
Polyodon spathula (Mississippi paddlefish) is the source of this 2937-nucleotide messenger RNA. Its product is annotated as E3 ubiquitin-protein ligase MARCHF5-like. Gene Ontology annotation, molecular function: zinc ion binding. The transcript has 6 exons. The record is from RefSeq and is a predicted model, not a curated record. Lineage: Eukaryota; Metazoa; Chordata; Actinopteri; Acipenseriformes; Polyodontidae. The coding region runs from base 294 to 1139 and encodes 281 amino acids.